AUGGCCUUCAUUUCUAAGGUUCAUAACUUUUCCGGCGACUUUCAAACUCCGGGAACCGCCCUACCAAUGUGGUAUGAUGUCGAAACUACUUCACCUGGUUUCUUCGAUAACUACGGGAUAACGAUAAUCCCACCGGAAAAUGACAUCACUACACCAUUAUCUCGAUCGUCGUCAUGGAAGACAACGACUUCAUUCCCGGAGAGAUUUGGGGUUUCCGAGAUGGUGGUUCCGACGUCACCGACGGGGUUUGGCGGCAAUAUUCCGGCCGGGACCGAUCAUCAGAAGGUUGAACAAGAUGAGUAUUUUUGUAGCAGUGGUAGCUAUGGCAGCAAUUCAUGGUCAUCAUCUUCUAGUUAUCCCACUGCAACCACCAAUUGGGAAAUCGAAAGCCAGAAAACGAGUAAAGAGAUCGAAGAACCGACAUUGAAGGUCGGGAGGUAUUCAAUGGAAGAAAGGAAGGAUAAGAUCAUGAGGUAUCUCAAGAAAAGAAACCAAAGGAACUUCAACAAGACAAUUAAGUAUGAAUGCCGGAAGACGUUAGCCGACAAGCGAAUACGAGUGAGAGGGAGGUUUGCCAAGAACAACAACGAUCAUCAUCAACCUUGUGAUCAGGAUCAAGUGCUUCCCAUCAUCACUACUGCUAAUAAUAAUCCUUCUUCUGAUGAAGAUAUUCAACAACUAUACACCAACAAUUUUCUGAUGAAGCAAGAUUAUGAUGAAGAGGAUGAGUGGCUACAACAAGCAAUGGCGAGUUUAUUGUAUUCACCAUGUAUCAAUAUUAUCCCAGACUCAUGAGAUUAAUUGAUUAAUUAAUUUCAAUCAAUUAAUUAAUUAUUAUUAAUCCGAUAUUAUAUCCUCCGACCUUCAUGUAUAUUAAUACACUACUUUCUACC
Messenger RNA from Cynara cardunculus var. scolymus (artichoke), 893 nucleotides. RefSeq lists its product as uncharacterized. The record is from RefSeq and is a predicted model, not a curated record. The transcript is spliced from 4 exons. Gene Ontology annotation, molecular function: protein binding. NCBI's taxonomy places the organism in Eukaryota, Viridiplantae, Streptophyta, Magnoliopsida, Asterales, Asteraceae. Gene Ontology annotation, biological process: regulation of flower development. Bases 1 to 795 code for a protein of 264 amino acids. Gene Ontology annotation, cellular component: nucleus.